Messenger RNA from Candida dubliniensis CD36, 1470 nucleotides. RefSeq lists its product as uncharacterized. Lineage: Eukaryota; Fungi; Ascomycota; Pichiomycetes; Serinales; Debaryomycetaceae. The coding region runs from base 1 to 1470 and encodes 489 amino acids. Gene Ontology annotation, cellular component: plasma membrane; fungal-type vacuole. The transcript has a single exon. The record is from RefSeq and is a predicted model, not a curated record.
AUGGACGGAGUCACUCUUUUAAAUCAAUAUCUACCAUCAUGGACUCCUACUUCCAUACCAACUUCAACAAGUAUUAGCACCAUAAACCCUACAAAUACUGCUGGUCUAGCGUUGACAUUGCUUGAGUUACAGAACGCUAUACAAACAGAAACAAAUACAAUCUCCUUGUAUUUUCUUUCUCGAGCAGCCAGAGGGGUUGCUGCUAGUUACACUAUAAUCAGUGGUCAGCAAUAUUUGGCAACGGCCACUGCAACACAAAACUUCCCUGAAGUCACUUCAGCAAUGGUGAAUGCCACAUUAAGUUUAAAACAAUUAGAAUGGAAGGCUAAUUUAUAUGCCAUUAAUCUUUCAGUACCAUUUAAUGCAUUUUUUGCUGCCAUGUUUGCGGUAACAUUAAUUUGCCUUUUGGGGAUUGGAUUUUCAACAAAGACAAAAUAUUUUACUAUUUGUUUAGUUUGUGGAUCAAUCUUGGAAGUUAUUGGUUAUGUUGCAAGAACUCUAGCCCAUUAUUCUUGGUCGGAUCCUAAUUUAUUCUUGUGUCAGAUUGUUAGUUUGACAAUUGCCCCAGCAUUUAUUAUGGCGGGAAUUUAUUAUUUAUUAUCACAAAUGAUCAUUAUUCAUGGAGAACAAUAUGCUAUAUUGAAACCAAUUAUGGUGUCUAUUAUAUUUAUAUUCUGUGAUGUUAUGAGUUUAGUUGUUCAAGCAAGUGGGGGUGCUGCUGCUGCCAUUUCAUUACGACUGUUUAAAGAUACCGAAUUAGGUACAUAUAUUAUGGUUGGUGGGAUUGGAUUUCAAGUUGUAUCAAUGACUUUAUUUCUAUAUUUUCUAUUUGAUUUUGUUUAUCGAUCAUUUUUCACAGCCAAUAUCAACAUCAAAUAUUCUUUCAGGACAUAUUGUCUGUUGCUUUUCAAUACCAAAAAGGGGAGGUCAUUACGUCAAGAUUUGGAACCAUUCUAUGAUGUGGGUUAUAAACAUAUAAGACAAAGGAAUCUAUUCAACUAUAUGCCAUUGGUUAUAAUUGUUUCAGUUGGGUUUAUUUAUAUAAGGUGCAUUUACAGAGUGAUUGAACUAAGUGAGGGCUGGAGAGGAUAUUUGAUAACUCAUGAAGAAUACAUUUUUGCAUUAGAUGCAUUGAUGGUGCUCCUCACCUGUAUCACAUAUGUAAUUUUUCAUCCAGGCUUGGUGUUCGGUAAAAAAGUAACAACUCAAAUUGCUGUCUGUGCAAACAAAAAUGGUGGUGCUGUCAAUAAUGGAAAACACUAUGGUGAUUCAAGGAUCCACAGCUAUACUAAUUCGCCCCAGAGUACUCAAGAUGAGAAAUUUAUAAUGGGUCAAAAUCAAAAAUAUUUUAAUCCUUAUUUUUCACCUACAGAAUUUUCUCGAUACAACUCCCGCUCAGGCCCUUCAUCUGAAACAUAUACGUAUUCAUCACAUCAUUCAAAAUUUGAAACUCGAUUAGAGAGUCCCUGA